Messenger RNA from Manduca sexta (tobacco hornworm), 1386 nucleotides. RefSeq names its product cuticle protein 3-like. The record is from RefSeq and is a predicted model, not a curated record. The coding region runs from base 162 to 764 and encodes 200 amino acids. Gene Ontology annotation, cellular component: chitin-based extracellular matrix. The transcript has 5 exons. Lineage: Eukaryota; Metazoa; Arthropoda; Insecta; Lepidoptera; Sphingidae. Gene Ontology annotation, molecular function: structural constituent of chitin-based larval cuticle.
UGUCUGAGAAUUUUCUACAUAAUAUUGGCUGCUUUCUGUUCUCAGUCGCCAGUGAAUAAGUUUAGUGGUAUGAUAUUGUGUUGUGUACCUAGUGUGUUAGUGUUCAAGUUUACCGCUCAUCGCUCAGUGGUUGGUGUCCAGCGUCAUCUCGGAGAGUCGUCAUGAAGUUCCUCACACCCCUCACCGCCAUAAUCGCCGCGGCUUCCGCUGGCCAGAUAUUGACCAAUCAGCGUGCAGAGAACUACGACAAUGCGGCACAAAUCUACCAAUCAGCGCUCGAGUACCAACAGCAUGGCUUAUAUUCAAACCAACCACAGACUUUCGCAGCUGACGCAGCGUACCACAGCAGGCCUGCAACUGAGAAGACUGCAAAGAUCUUAAGCUUUAUAUUAGAAAAUGAUGGACACGGUUAUCAGUACGCUUAUGAGACUGAAAAUGGCAUUAAAGUCCAAGAGGCCGGUGUCGACCAGGGCAAAGGCCACACCGCCCAGGGCGCGUAUUCCUACACGGGAGAUGACGGGCACGAGUAUUCCGUCUCGUAUAUGGCGGAUGAGCACGGGUUCAGAGUCCAGGGCGCACACCUGCCGACCCCGCCGCCCGUGCCAGAGGCUAUUGCGAAGGCCUUGGAGCAGAAUGCUAGGGAUGAGGCCGCCGGGGUAUAUGAUGAUGGUCAUCACGAAGAACCUAAGUAUUCCUCCGGCUACGAGCACGCCAGUCCUCACGCAUCCGCCGCCUCGCCUGCCAGCAGCUACCAUCACAAAUGAUCAUCAUUCUAGAUUAAAUUAUAAUCAUAUUAUUAUUUAAUAAUUGCAUCUGAAUGGUCUGUGUUAUUGUGUGUUGAUGGUCUAUGUCUGGUAAAUGUGAUUCAGUCAUUCACGGUGGCUGCGAUUCCCUGUUUCAAAAUCAAUACGAGACAUUGGUUAUGAAAUAUUACUUGUGGCAAUUAGGAAUAAAAAUAUUAUGAUCAACAUUUUAAUGAUAUUAAGUCAAUUAUGUGUGAUAUUAAAUAGAGAGUUAGCCCCCAAUGUGACGAACUUUAAAUUUAUUUUUUUUUAACUAUAGGUUUAAUGGGUUUUUUAAUGACUCAAAAAUACAUUGUAAUUUAUUUAGCCCGACUAUUACAAUUAAUUCUUUUAGAGUAUUACAGAAAAUCCCCGUGGAAUACAAAAUGUCAUAGAGAAUUCAGACCCUGGUCGCAAAGCGUCCAUAAAUGCUACCUGUCGAAGCGACCAAGCCAGACUGAAUCACCUGAGUGUUCACUGCGCUUUUAUACUAGUCUGCCGACACCAUGACGACCUAAUAUGAGCCGUGACUAUAUCUAGUUGUAAUCUCAGAUUGUUAUAUUUGAUUGUUGUGAAUGUUAAAAUAUACGUUUAUUUUGUUAUA